AUAGAUAUUUUGCUGGUUCUGCUGUGAAAAAACCUGAGAUAUCAUGCUUACUAUUUAUAGUUAAACUAGGUCAGUAAUAAUGAUAUAGCUUCUCUCAUAAAUCACAUAAAAGUAGUGUUAAGGGAUGAUGCUCAAUGGGAAUAUUUUUAUCCCAUACUAUCUUCAUUCGUAAUAUUGACAAUGACCAUGGAACUCUUUCCUUUUUGUUGAGUAACUAUUCUUUCUAGUGUUUUACAGAAGCAUUUAGAUAUGUGAAUAUGUUAAGAAAGAAUCUUUUUUUUUUUGUUACACUGACUAAACAGUUUUUUGUUCUUUUUUCUAUGGCUUUUGCGGGAGGUGCUGACGAUAGAAACAAGUUAAUGCUCAGAGGUUAUUUUGAUGAGCAGAAUUGAGAUACCAGUUUUGCUAGCCAUUGGUUUCAUAAGACAGCCCUACGAGAAGCCAAUGGCCAACUCUGUUGAAAACCUUGAUACAAAGAUGUUGGGCACCUUAUCAAAGAAGUGAAAGGAUGGGGACAUUCCCACUUCAGAGGAAUUAAUAGGACGUACUUCAAGUACAGCUGGAAUAUCAACUUUGAUUUACAUAGUUUCGUACACUACAACAUGGGAAAAUUACAAGUCUGACUCCUAAAAUCAGUUCUUUUGAUGAGCAAAAUUCCAGAAAACAGUUAAGGUAGCCUUUGGUUUCAAAAGACAGCCCUACAAGAAGCCAAAGGGCAAUUCCAUAGGUAACCUUGCUACAAGGCUGUAGGGCAUCUUAUCAAAGAAGUCGGAGGAUAAGGAAAUAUCUGUUUUAGAGGAAUUGAUCAGAUGUAUUUCAAGUACAAAUGGAAUAUCAACUUUGAUUCACAGUUUUCGUACACUACAACAUUGGAAAAUCACAAGUCUGACUCUUAAAACCAGCACUCGAAGGAGCUGCUGAUGAUAGAGGCAACUUGAUGCUCAAAGGCCAUUCUAGAUGAUGCACAUGGAACAAACGUAGAUGAUCUACAAAGGUUAAAGAAAAAUGGAAAUGUAACUAUGUACGGAUGAUUAUUCCUCAACACAUAAUUCCCUCAGAUCAGGUUCUCUUGGUAUUACAUAACUUUUAUUCCUCCUUAGUCUUAUUCAGAUUACUGGUGCUGUUCUGAACAUCAAUUGCACUAUUCUGUACAAGUCAACUUUUGCUUUGGGAUAUGAUAUCAUGAUAAAUACAUUGUCUAUAAGCACCAAAGAAAUUUUGUCACAGUAUGAGCAUUGCAGUAUGCAUAUCAGCAUUUUAAUUGAUUCCUUUUAGAUUUAUCUAAAUACAAAAGUUUCAGAAACAACCUAAGUUGGCCUGUGAUUGUAAAAACCGGCCUUACCGGAAGCCAACAGUCAAAUUUAUAAAAAGCUUUCUUAUCAAAAUCUGAGAGAAUAAGGACUUGUCCAUUUUACAGGGAAUGGAAUCUAGUACUUCAAGUACAGCUAGAAUGUCAGCUUUAAAGCAUUUGUUUACUCCAAUAUAGAAAAGUAAAUCACGACACUGACUCAUAAAAUCUAUUAUAUGCUCUGAUAUUCUGUCUUUUUUUCUUGUUAUCAGAAAGCAGAAAAAAUGAGGCAAUUUGACAUAGCUAGUUUUGUUUCCUAGAACUUGUGUGAUGUGACAAACUCAGAUGAAUUUACUCUUUAGUACUGUACAAUGAAACCAUGGAUUGCAUUAUUAUAUCUCAUAUUAUACACAUUAACUAAUCUUAAUUAAAGAAAUUACCCGAGAAUCAAGGGUUGGGGAUUAGCAUGCAAUUUCAUCAUCUUAUGCGAUUUUUAUUCAAGAUAGGUUUUGUUCUCUUGCCGUUAAUUCUUUUAUACUCAAAUUUCAAUGUAACCAAAUGGUGAUAAUGUGGGAAGUCUGUAUCCCUUGAUUAUUUCUUAAAUUAACAAAAUCUUAGGUCACAUAGCUGAAGGAAAUGUCCAUUUGGCUGUAGUUGUAUCAUUUAUGUAUAAUAUGUUUCUUCAAGCAUUUCAUCUUUUGGCAGUGGAAUGGAUAUAAUUUGUAUAAAUAAAUAUGUUCAGUCUCCUGUUCUUUUCUGGAUGUAUCCUCUUCUAGCUCAAAUAUUGAAUAGCCAUCCUCUAUAAUUUGUGGAUUCCUAUAGAGAAUGGCUAUACAAUAUUCUCUUCACUUUUAGGUGUUGCAAAGUCAAUUUUCAUGGAUUCCUGUGGUUUUUGUUUCUUGUGUCAUAGUGGAAGUAUUAAAUAUGACAAACGUCCUUGUUUCUUUACAGAAUAUGGAGAACUUGGAUGAUGUAAGAGUUCAUAUUCCCGUAUAAUUUUUUUGUGGAUGAAAAAUAGAAAAUUAAAGUAUGCCUUUUGGUCGAAACUUCCUGAACUUAUCCUCUCAUAAAGAUUUCUUGAAUGCAGAAAGGAGUCGCCUUAGAACAUGCUUAUAAAUAAGGCCAAACUUAGCAUUCUUUUUUCAUCUCAAACCAUACGAGUCUCUUCACCAAGUAAUACCAUUGCAGUACAUAUUUCAACAUUUUCAUAACUAUUAUCCCUCUAACAAAAAGAAAUUUCCCUAAAAAAACAUGGAUAUUGUGAAGGAUUUGGUACAAGAAAGGCCAGUGGUAAUUUUCAGUAAGACCAACUGUCCUGUAAGCCACUCUAUGAUACAGCUCAUUAGUGGCUUCGGUGCUAACCCUACAGUAUAUGAACUUGAUCAAUUGCCAAAUGGUCGAGAUAUUGAGAGAGUUAUACAGAUGAUGGGUUGCAAACCGAGUGUACCAUGUAUCUUCAUUGGUGGAAAUUUUGUUGGAGGACCCAAUGACGUGCUCAGCCUUCAGGUGCAAGGCAGACUUGCACAGAUGCUAAUGGAUGCUGGAGCUAUUUGGCUCUGGAACAGAAACUAGUUAACUCUAUUCAAACUUAGCUUGUGAAAAUAUGACAAGGAGGUUUUAGGGUCAAUUUUGUAGAGGAGUUGAUAUCAUAUUAUGUCUAUAGCUAAGAUGAUGCAAAUAAGGGUCUUCUAUAGUGCCUUGUUUUUUCCGAGCAUUAUCAGAUUCUACAACAUCCCAUUACCCCAAUGUCAUUAAUUUGCUUCCAUCUAGGGUGGGGUUUGGGGUGUCGGACGUACGCAACCUUACCCUUGUUAGCGAUAACACUAACAAGAGGUUGUUUCCGAUUGACCAUUAGUAACAAACAUCAAGUGCAACUUCAAAUAUAUAAGAAGUGCGCAUGAUAUAAUGAGCCAUUUACCUUAGAAUUUUGUAUGUCAUAUCCUCCUUCCAUCCAGAAAGGGGAGAAUGCCGUUUUGUUGUGUAAGCAAGUACUCGUGUAUGUUUACUGAGAACUGAAAUAAUAUUUGAGUUUAGAACUGAAAAUUUUGAGUCAAAUGCACAUUCUUGAUAAAAAAAGAUGAUAUGCUUCUGUAGAUUGUCUCUUAAUCAAUUAGCAAGUAUAAUUACAAUUGUAACUGCGUAUUGCAAGAUAAUAAAAUCAUAUGCUUAAUCACCACUAGCAUACAAUUCAAAUAUAAACUGACUACAUAAAUGAUUAAAGCAACAUUAGUCUAAGCCAAGUUUUCAGGAUCAAAGAUCAGGUUAAAUCUAUCAUUCUUCUAUUUCAUUUUGAAAUGCUUAUAAACAUACUUGAAAUUUUCUGAGCACGAUAUAGCUACUGUCAAGGCAAUUGUUCUAAACAACUAAUGUGAUUAUUUCAGAACAGUCUGGUACAACGUGCUAUACUCUUUUUAAUGUCUUAUAUUUUUGCCUGCUCUAGCUGACUGAGAGCAAGUGUUAACAAGGUUUUGGAUACAGACGUGAAGUGAGGAUUUUAUACGUUUUACUGUUCAUGCUUCAAGUCUUUCUGUACAUACUUUAUUUCGAUCAGUAUUAAAUUCUUGAUUACACUAGUCCUGAACCGCUCAAAUGAAUAUUUGAUUGUUCUUUGUUGUAGAUAGUUUCAUACACCAUGCUUGUAUUUAAUUUAUGAUAACAUGAAAUUUCUUUAGAAGAUUGUCAUUCCUGUUAUUAUAAUCCUUUGAUAUCUAUCAUGUUUCCCAGAUCUAACAAGUGUCCGUAUUAAAUGAGUCUAAUAGCUAAACAAAUUGCCUUUUAGAUUGGAAAUUUUUUAUUUAUCCUAUGAUGGUCUUAAAUAAUAAUCAAAUUGGAAGUUUCUGAAGAGAUCAGACUAACAUUUUACUAUAGAAGAGGUUUAUUGUACAGUUAAGGCUGUAAUCUGUUAAGAUAUCUUCUAUGCAUGAGCUUGCACCUAACGUUGAAUGGAAUGUCAGAUUGGGUUACUCUAGAUAAUUAAGAGGAUGAUAUUUAAUUUUGAAAGAAAAAUGGAUACGAGGAUGUUUAAGAUAUCUUGUCCAGGUAUUAAACUAACUUUGGACUCUCUUUUCCUUUUUAGAGAUGGUGUGAUGCUUCUUGUGCACAGAAUCGGCUGUACAGGCUACGUUGUACUUAGUAUAUAGCAUAAAAUCUCACUGUAAUAUCUUCUGCUCUCAAAUCUGCCAUCAUGUACAUGUAAUUAGUAGCUAUCUUUGCUCAUACUAGCACUAAAGUAUAAAUACUAGCAUCUUAUUUGAUUCCUUUCAGCUUUAUCUAAGUAUAAAGAUUCCAUUCUUGUUUUGAAAAACCAUGUUCUUUUGAUGAACAGAAUUCUAGAAACCAGUUAAGUAAGACGGCCCUACGAGAAGCCAAAGGGUAAUUCCAAAUCAACCUUGCUUCAAGCAUGUAGGGCAUCUUAUCAAAGAAGUCAGAGGAUACGGAAAUCUCCGCUUUAGAGGAAUUGAUCAGAUGUACUACAAGUACAACUGGAAUAUCAGCUUUUGUUCACAUAGUUUUCGUACACUGCAACAUGGGAAAAUCACAUGUCUGGCUCCUAAAAAUCAAUGGCACUAGGAGCUGUAUGUGUAUAGGCUAAAUUCCCUAGCUUCCAACUUACUGAAAUACAAAGUUUGGAAGCAGGGACACCUGGUCUAAGUCCUAGCUUUUGGAGUGCACUCUCUACUUCUUUCCCGUUAGACAUUUCAUCGAGCUGAUAGACAGUUGCAUUUGCUCCGUAGCUGCUGAUGAGUUGCAUCACUGAGUGGCUUAUGCAGCA
Molecule: messenger RNA, 5060 nt
Organism: Amaranthus tricolor (Joseph's coat)
Lineage: Eukaryota; Viridiplantae; Streptophyta; Magnoliopsida; Caryophyllales; Amaranthaceae
Product: monothiol glutaredoxin-S6-like
Exons: 7
Coding region: 2540-2860 (106 amino acids)
Source: RefSeq, a predicted model, not a curated record